AUGGCUUGGGAUGGCCAGAGCCUGGCGACCCGCAAGGGCCACCGGCUCUCCUCGGCUCAUCGACGCAAACGUCGAAGCAAAAAUCGAGGCGGUCGACUGAUGGGCGACUCCGUUUUCAAGAAAGCCGAGGCCGAGCUGAUUUUGCCGGCAGAACGCCAUAGGCAGAUCUGCCAGUGUGCGGACGGUGAGCUAACAGGUCGACGAGCAGCAACACAUUUUCUGGCGGCAGGGCAAGUGGGCAAGUCCAGCACACUUCAAGAGCUCGUGAACCUCAGGCCCGACGUCCAGGUUUUGCUUCAGGCGGGUCCGGCGAGGUGCCCAUACAGUGUGAACUCGGCACGCCGCGACUUUCACCGGACGCGAUGGGAUGCGGAUGCUUUGCCGAUUGCAUAUGACAUGAGCUUUACUAAUUUUACUUUGCUUUCGCAGGGAGGCUUUGAAUGA
Molecule: messenger RNA, 444 nt
Organism: Effrenium voratum
Lineage: Eukaryota; Dinophyceae; Suessiales; Symbiodiniaceae
Source: the annotation of a GenBank genome assembly